This is a messenger RNA of Acanthochromis polyacanthus (spiny chromis), 5477 nucleotides long. RefSeq names its product synaptogyrin 3a (gene syngr3a). The coding region runs from base 77 to 769 and encodes 230 amino acids. The record is from RefSeq and is a predicted model, not a curated record. NCBI's taxonomy places the organism in Eukaryota, Metazoa, Chordata, Actinopteri, Pomacentridae. Gene Ontology annotation, cellular component: synaptic vesicle membrane; neuromuscular junction. The transcript is spliced from 4 exons.
GCCUGAGCGCAGGCGCGCGUCUGGGAGCGCGCAGGACCCGUCCCUACAGCAGCGCGCACACAGAGAGCCACAGAAGAUGGACGGAGUGGGAUCGUUCGGAGCGGGCCGGACCGGGUCCACUGUCGACCCGAUUACCUUCGCCAAGCAGCCGCAGACCAUCCUGAGAGCGCUGUCCUGGAUAUUUUCCCUGGUGGUCUUUGCCUCCAUCGUGAACGAGGGUUACGUUAACUUGGGCAGUGAGCGCCUCCACUGUGUCUUCAACAAGAAUGCAGAUGCGUGUAACUACGGUGUGUUUGUGGGCCUGGUGGGCCUGCUGGCCUGCUCCUUCUUCUUCCUGCUCGACUACAAGUUCGCCUCCAUCAGCUCUGUUAAAGACAGGAAGAAGGCUGUGAUGAUUGAGAUUGGAUUUUCAGGUUUCUGGGCCUUUCUGUACUUCGUCAGUUUCUGCUUCCUGGCCAGUCAGUGGUCUCGGACCGAAACUGCCGAUUUGCCGCUCAACCAGGGGGCGGAUGCAGCUCGAGCAGCAAUUGCCUUCUCUUUCUUCUCCAUAAUCACCUGGGCUGGUCUCACAGUGCGUGCGGUCCAGAAGUAUCUGCUCGGUACAGACAUGACCCUGUUCACCACCGAGCACAUGGAUGGCGGCGCCCCCACCCAGCCGUACCCCUCCAACUCACCAGGAGCCGGCACCACUGAGACCACAGAGAAAUACCAGAGCCCGCCUUUCACUGAGAACAACGCAGCACCAACAUACCAGGUUCCCAUUUACUGAGAGAGAUGGAGCUGCUGGUGGAAGAGAAAGGUGGAGAUACAGAAGAGAGAAAAUUGCUUUCUGUGAUGUGCAGUUGUUUAUGUGUUGAUCUGGGCUGAGUUUUCAGUAAUCGUUGAAAAAAAAAAAAGGCCUGUACUUCUUUUGUUUCCUCCUCUUGUUCCCUUUUUUUUUCUUCCUUAACAUUCCAGCUUUAUCUGCACUCUUCUAGACCUGUGUUUACUUUAGCAAAUCCAGUGUCUUGGCAUCAGAGGCAGAUAAAACAUAAGAAAAGCAAGAGGAGGAAAUGUAGAAGAGGAGGCCGCCUUGCAGUAUUCAAACACUAUUUUGACAAGAGAAAGAGACGAAGGGAUCAACAAGUGAGCGAUUCCCCGACAACAAAGCAGCAUAAGAUUAAUAAAAAAUAGUGCAGAAGGCACUCUCAUACAGCACCUCCUUCAUAUUAUUUUCAUUCAUGUAGGUGACAAAGCUGAAAUUCACGGCAGAGUGCGGAUUUUUAAUUUUCUAGCUGCAAUCCGGUCUGAUUGUUCCUCCCUUCGCUCCCUGCUGCAGUUAAAAGUGAUCAUUUGCAUUGAAUCUGCAUGUUUCCAAACUUAAGUGCCAUACAGUACUGUGUGUUUCAGACAGUGACUUAAUUUAGUAGAUUUCCACAUGCUGUAAAAAAACACACGCAAAAAAAAAUUCUGACAAUGUUUUGUGACCAAGUGCAAUAUCUCACAUUCUUAUAGGUAUAUACUGUACUGUAGAUAGGCUAGUUCUACCAGCAGAUUAGGUGACUUUUAGGCACUGUCUCAAAUUACAUACUAGUCUUUGAAUUGUACAAAUAAAUCUCAGGCAAAUUUCCAGGAUUAAAUUGUUAAUCGGACUUCUUUGCAAGUUUUGCAAGACAUGGAAGUUUUACGAGAUGAUCACACAGCUCCAGACAGAAACUCUCCUCCACAGAAAUUCAAUAUAAUCAGUAUGGUUGAAUAAGCUAAUCUUUUCAGUCAAUUUUGUGGGUCUUCCGUGAUGUCCAGAAUGGUGUUCAUUACUUUAAAGGAAAUCAUUGUCACAAUGCAAAAUAUACCUUCAGCACAAGAAUCUAUAUUUGGUUCAUUCAUGAAUACAGGUCAGUUUACACUUAAAAUUCACUGGGGGAACCUUAAUCCGCAGUGAAUCGCUUUUCAGGUAGGAAUGGAUUGUUAGACAGGCCUAACAGGUUGGGAAGUGAUUAAUAUUUCCUGAUCGAUAUUGGAUUUCUUGGGCCAAUACUAGGUUGUACCAAAUUCAGACAUCAAUUUAUCGUCCAAUAUUACUUAUGUACUACAUGUACAUAUAGUAUGUUACACGAAAAAUGGCAAAGUUUUAGGGUUAUUGUGCCUUAACUUUGCCGCAGCACUCCAUUUCACAAACGAGCCAGCAUCUCCAGCGCUGUCUGCUCAGCUGUGAUACGUUAUUUGCUACACGUGCUGCAGACAGUGCUGAGUGAUGCAAAGAAUGGAGUCAAAACUGCUCUGCUAGAAAAACAUUUCAAAAUUACUCAAAGCAUCUAUUUCUGUAUUAUGAUGUUAUAUCUGUGUAUAUUGGACAACCAAUCUAUCAGUUAGGCUCCAAUUCCUUGCUCAAAAGUCAAUUACCUGACUAUAAAAAGACAAAAUAAAAAAAGACAAAACCUCGAGGUCUUAGCAGGGCCUGUAACAUAACUGUUCAUAAUCCAUCCACGGUGCCAGGGAAUGUAUGCAGUGUGUUAUUUGAGACAGUGUCUGCUGUUGAGUGUUGCGUGUAUAAAACGAGACGAGCGGGGAUAUUUUGGAUAAAUUGGGUCUGUUAUAUGUUUACGUUUUAGAAGCUGCCAAACUGCCCUGUGUUCUUAUUACGGUGUUCCAAUUACCACGUUACCACUAUGUCGUUAAUUUUCAGGGGGGGCAACAGAUAAGCUUUUGUUAAGUGAGGGAGUUUGGGUGGAUUGAGGAUUCAAUUCAGUCUCAGGCAAAACAGAAAAAUCUGGUUGUGGGAUGCUAAGGAUUGCUAGCUGGCUAAUUAAUUGAUCCUGCAGUCCUGCCACUGAGGGAGAGGUUGGCAGGGUGGGGUGGGGAGUGGAGGUCAGAAUUAGUUGCCAUGGCGACAGGGACAGGGUUUGGCGGAUGUGGGUCACCGAGGGCCCUGAUGUAGAUAGUAACCAUGCCAACCAUGUCAGUGUGUAGCAGUAUCUCUGUGUUGUGGUUCACGUACACUUGGCAUCAGUGAAUCUGUUCUUUUGGUGAGUGUGCAAGCGAGUGCGUCCACGUGCAACGGCUGUACAUGUGCACAUGGGUUGACGUGCAUGGGAGAGGUGUAGGUCUGCGUGCCUGUGUGCAAAAGGUGUGUGUGUGUGUGUGUAGUUUUAGUUUUGUGCUGCAUAAAAGUUAUUUUCUUGAACAUGUAUAUGUUGAUGCGCAGGAGGAGGAAAACUGUUAUGUCAUUUAAUAAUUUACCCCCAAUAUAAAAAUAGUCUUUCAGCUAAAUGUAUUAUCAGUAUCACCGUUGAGAAAUCAGAAAGAAAAGUAUGAAUUUAGGAGAUAUUUGUUUGUCUGUUAUUAAUGAACAGAGCCAAAUAUAAAAAGUGAUAUAAUUGACCUGUUGAAUGCCUUGCCUACUCUUCUACUCUUCUAAUGGAUUUAAUCAGUUACCUCUGCAGACCAGAGAUCGUAGGACAAGCAGCAGGACAACUGAGGCUCUCAGAGAUUUUGAAAGUAAUCAUGAUAGCAAUGCAUGAAUUUGUUGUGUAGAAUUCAUUAUAUACUGAAUACUGUGUAAUUCUUAAGUUCACUCCAAGAUGUUUUGCAGAGAUUUGACGGCCAUCAGUGCAGCUGUGUUCUGUUAAUAACACUUCAUUGUCAGAAAUGGGAACAAACAGCUCUUUGUUUCCUCAGUGUUAUUUAACUCUCAUGAUCCUGGUGAUCACUCGUGUACAAGUGUGUGCGUAUCUCAAAGCUUCAGGAUAAAAUUGUUCCAGAGGUCGGAUUUUUCUGCACCAAGAACCUUUAACCAGUUGUGAAAACAAUAUGAAUCUGAUGAUUGAUUUCAAGGACUGGAGCUACAGAAUCGUAACGGACAGAAAAUUUUAACUUGUGUUCCGGUUCUAAGGAGGGUUUAAUGUGAAGAAGUGAAGUUAUCUACUUUCUAAAAUUAAAUCAAAACACAUCUAUUCACACAAAACAGUGAGUGUUUAAGUCAUUUCUGAUUUUGAUGAUUGGAUAUAUAAAACUGUUAUUCUGCAAGUGAAGGCAAAUAGAAAUGAAGCCCUGAAUAGAAUUUCUGUUUGUCCUUUGUUCCCGUGCUAAAAGAGACAGAACUAUUUCAAAGUAGUCUUAUAAAACAGAGCCAAGAAUACCAAUUUAUCUGUUUGCAUGGUUUAUUUUUUUAUUUACAUUUUAUUCACCAGACUCUGUCAGCGUGUGAUUUGUUGAGUAUUUGUUUAAAAUCGAGAUGAUGAUCCGGUCAUGGGAUUUUAUUCUGGGAGAGGGUGCAGCACUGUUGGGUGCUGAACUUACAGGGGAUGGGAUGAUACGGGUGGAGUACCAUUAAGCCUUUUUGUUGGAGUUAAAGGACAACGCAGUGUGUUUUGUCUGUCUUUUAGCUCAUCGGUUUCAAGUUGCGCACAGUGAAAAUCCCUAUUUUCUGAAGCAUGCAAUGUUUUUUCAGUGAUUUUCUAGCUUUUGCACAGCCACUGGUUAUUCUUCAUUCUAAAAUGAUGUGAAUAUAGUGGUACUUUUCAGGUUUAACUGUGUGAUAACAUGCAGUACUUUAGCCCCUGCUUACAAAUGUUAGAUUUCAACCCACCAUAAUAAAACUUUGACGUGAUAUUAAGUUUACAUAUGAAAUAAAGUCUCAAAACAAGGAUAUCCACUUAUGGCAUGCUUUGGAAAAUGGCCAGUACAAUAAAAUGCACUGUGCAGUCCUUUAAGUCUUCAGUGUCAUUUCCAGGGCAGGUAACUGAUUGGGUGAGGCUGGGGGUAUUGAUGGUGGCAUUAGGUCCUGUUGGGGUAUUGUUAGGUAGUUUGGGGUGUUGUCAGGUCAGGUUGUAUUAUUGUUCUCAGUGCUUCAGUCUCUUCUUCAAUCAGUGUGGUAGACAAAAAUUACAAUACAAGCAUUCUCUGCGUUUUGUGCUCUGGCCCACGUACACUACCGUGGUAUUGGUCGAUUGUAAAAUUCAGUACGUUAUUGAAGUUAAUGGAACUUGUGUGUGAUGCUGUCCAGGGUCUGGUUUGUCCUGUACUACUGAAAAUAAUAUUUAAAAAAUAUCAGUAAUUAUUAUUUAUUAAAAUAGAAUGCACUUUGUUGGAAACACCUUGUUCGACCAUUCUAAAGAGGGGCCAAAAUCAAAGUUUUAUGCCAUCAUGCUUUUCUUCAUACAAAGGCUAUGAUAUGUGGCAACACUGGCACCAUCAGUUGUGUGGUUUCCAGUAUGAUACAUUGCAUGGAUGUUAUAAUACUCCCCACCUCCCCCCCAAAAAAAACCACUGAUUAAAAUUUAACCCCCAUCAACCAAUGAACAAGCAAACAUUAAUUUUGUUGCGUGCUACCCCUUCAACAUGUUUCUUCUGAGUUGUUUCUUCCUGUUCUGAAGGUGUUUGACCUCUUCAGUGUAAAAAAAUGCUGUGUACAGAGAUGUGUGUCACUGUCUAUUACCUGAAUGUCUCUGGACUGCAGUCUGACCGUCACUUCAAUAAAAAAGAAAACAUGUUUUGGA